Messenger RNA from Cynara cardunculus var. scolymus (artichoke), 384 nucleotides. Its product is annotated as pyrophosphate-energized vacuolar membrane proton pump-like. The transcript has a single exon. The record is from RefSeq and is a predicted model, not a curated record. Gene Ontology annotation, molecular function: inorganic diphosphate phosphatase activity; diphosphate hydrolysis-driven proton transmembrane transporter activity. Gene Ontology annotation, biological process: proton transmembrane transport. Gene Ontology annotation, cellular component: membrane. NCBI's taxonomy places the organism in Eukaryota, Viridiplantae, Streptophyta, Magnoliopsida, Asterales, Asteraceae. Bases 1 to 384 code for a protein of 127 amino acids.
AUGGUUGAAGAGGUUUGGCGACAGUUCAACACCAUUCCAGGGUUCAUGGAAGGAACCACAAAACCUGAUUAUGCAACAUGUGUCAAGAUUUCAAUAGAUGCUUCACUAAAAGAGAUGAUCCCUCCUGGUGCUUUAGUUAUGAUCACACCUCUAGUUGCGGGAACCUUAUUUGGAGUGGAAUCGCUUGCUGGUGUACUUGCAGGUUUACUUGUUUCAGGUGUCCAGGUACAUGUGUUGUAUGCCAUUUUUUUAGUAACUUCGAUUAUCAUUUUUGCAAGGACAUUAGGACCAAAGGGAUCAGAAGCACAUAAGGCAGCAGUGAUAGGUGAUACUGUGGGAGACCCAUUGAAAGAUACAACAGGACCAUCACUCAWAUGGUUUUAA